Molecule: messenger RNA, 949 nt
Organism: Podarcis lilfordi (Lilford's wall lizard)
Lineage: Eukaryota; Metazoa; Chordata; Lepidosauria; Squamata; Lacertidae
Source: the annotation of a GenBank genome assembly
AGCUCUUCAAGGCUGUCUGUAGGCUGUUGACACCUGCAUUAGUAGGUGGAUCCUGGGGGCACCCCAGAGACCCUCUAUGAUUUGCUCGCUAGGCACUUUGAGGAUCAAGUUGUUCACCUCUGUAGUGAGCCAAACACCACAACAGAUGCACCUCUGAGUCAAGUUUCCGAUGCUCCACUGAGCCCUGCUUUGUGGGAUCAUCAGUUUCACUUUUUGCAGCCUAAUGACCCUGGCAAGAUGCUUGUGAGAACACGGCGCCCACUGGCGUGCCCUCUCGACCCCUUUCCCUUCAUGGCUGAUCAAAGAUGGCCAGGAGGUCCAAGGUGUGGUGACUGCAUUGGGGGAGGGGGGCCUGCUACCUUUAAGCAGGUGUCACGGCAGGCGCUCCUUUAAAAAACCACCACCUUAGACCUGAUGGCAUUGAACAACUACUGCCCAGCUGCAACAAAACAACCCCUUUUUUUGGACAAGGUUUUCCAGAGGAUUGUGGCACAGCAGUUAUAAUAAUAAUAAUAAUAAUAAUAAUAAUAAUAAUAAUAAUAUCUUUAUUGUCAUUGCCCCCUUCGGGGACAACGAAAUUACUUGACUGCUCCAUAAAAACACUAAUUAAUCAAUACAGUAUAAUACAGCAAGGGAGAUUAGAUGACUUUCAAAGUCCGGGCUUCCCAUUCAGGGCCGAGAUCGCUCUGCAGAAGAAGCUGUUCUUAAGACGGCUCGUUCUUGUCUUCAUCGUCCUGUAUCUCCGUCCCGACGGCAAGAGCUCGAAGAGACAGUGACCAGGAUGCGAUGGAUAUUUUACUAUGUCCAGUGCCUUCCUAUGGCACCUUGUGGCAUAAAUCUGCUCUAAGGUGGAGAGUGGGCAGCCAACAAUGCUCUCUGCUGCCUUAACAACCCUGCACAACCCCAUCCUGUCCUGGGUAGUACAGCUUCCGUACCACACACAUAAGCC